This is a messenger RNA of Penicilliopsis zonata CBS 506.65, 461 nucleotides long. RefSeq lists its product as hypothetical. The record is from RefSeq and is a predicted model, not a curated record. Gene Ontology annotation, molecular function: diaminohydroxyphosphoribosylaminopyrimidine deaminase activity. The transcript is spliced from 3 exons. Gene Ontology annotation, cellular component: nucleus; cytoplasm. NCBI's taxonomy places the organism in Eukaryota, Fungi, Ascomycota, Eurotiomycetes, Eurotiales, Aspergillaceae. Bases 122 to 442 code for a protein of 106 amino acids.
ACAGGAUCCUGGGUUUAUCGCCGCCGUCGAGGAAGCAAAGAAGGGCCUGGCUGAGGGCGGGGUGCCGAUCGGGGCCUGUCUAGUCUCCAAGGAUGGAGAAAUCCUUGGACGCGGCCAUAACAUGCGCGUGCAGAAGGGGAGCGCUACAUUGCAUGCCGAGAUGUCAGCUCUUGAGAACUCCGGCCGUCUCCCUGCCUCAGCCUACGAGGGCGCCACCAUGUAUACGACCCUGUCACCCUGCGACAUGUGCACGGGCGCCUGUAUCCUCUACAAGGUGAAGCGGGUGGUUAUUGGGGAGAACAAGAACUUUCUCGGUGGGGAAGAGUAUCUUCUCAACCGCGGGAAGGAGGUGGUCGUCCUGGAUAACGAGGAGUGCAAGCAGAUCAUGGAGAAGUUCAUCGAGGAGAAGCCUGAGCUGUGGAACGAGGACAUUGCGGUCUAAUCAACGGCGGGUUGCGUAG